Messenger RNA from Dermacentor andersoni, 1248 nucleotides. NCBI's taxonomy places the organism in Eukaryota, Metazoa, Arthropoda, Arachnida, Ixodida, Ixodidae. The record is from RefSeq and is a predicted model, not a curated record.
UUCGCCGCCAGCAUCCCCAAGAAAACAUUAGGGUUACAUAAGCUGCAAUUUCCGGGAAUCGUGAGAAGCAACCAGGAAUCAUUGAAUGCUGUCGCGUUCCACUCUCAAAAGCGAAGCUUAAGCAUCCUCUAAAUUUCGCCUCUAUUCGUUGGCACUUCCUGAAAUUUCCGAAUAAAAAUGAAAUGACACAGGAGUUGCAUCGCCGUGCUGACGACACCGAUGGGCGAGUUCGCCGAGGUGAAGGCCGCACUGCGCGCGGCCGGUGUAACGUGGCCUCACCGACCUCCUCCGAUUAGACAACGAGACCUGCUGCGCAUGAUGUUACACUGCGACUACGCGCUGGGAUGGAGCGCGGUGUUCCGUGUCGACCCUGAGGUGUACCAGAACUCGACUAAGGCGUACGUGGUCACCGACUCGGGCUUCAACUUCAUCGUGCGCAAGUACCACGAGCGGAACUCGGAGGCGCACCGCCAGCACUACUUCACCCGUCUCCGGAACGCGUUUCGGGACAUGGAUACAGAAGCAGACUCAGAUGUCAUCACUUUCGAGGAGACGCAGCGGCUGGAGGAAAAUAUGUUCGGUCCGCUGAUAGCAGCCUUCCAUAAGAACGCGCCGAACGUUUCGGUGGUGCCUGCUGACGUGGUGUACAACGCAUCGGCCAACCUGUCGCUGGACCGGUGGACGGAGGCGUUAGAGAGUGAAGGCGUCGAACUGGUGGGGCUACUGGAGUUCCGCACAUGGAACCUGCCCUUCUUCGGCACUUUCGUCGACCUGUUGGCGAAACACGGAGAGCUGGACAUGUACGCCUACGUAUCCUGGUGCACAGUGCAGGUGCGAUGAUGGCCGCCAAGCAACGCGUCAUUCUCACGCUGGCUCUCACGCUCCAGACGGACGAAUGAGACAGUAAAGAGUCGAUUAAUUUGGCGUAGGUGAAGCGUACUAGCGCUGUCGUGUAUGCCGCAAUAGCGGGAGACGUGUGCACGCAAGCGCUCCUUCAUAGCUUUCAAGCACGUUAAUAUUGCGAUGGUAGCGAGAAGGCAGUGAAGAGAAGAGGGCAAUUAAACAAGUGUUCGGUAGAAUGAGCCCGACCUCACCGAUAUCUGACGACCUGUUUUCCUGGUACAAUAGUAAUUGUUGCAGCUUGCAUCCAUUUUAGAAGAGCACCAAUUUCAGCUACUCCUUGCAAUAUCGAGUGGCACUGUACAUGUCCCCAAUGUCUUAACAUCGCCUCUUCAUGUCCUUAAAGUA